AUGGCGGCGGCGGGAAGCGGACCCGGACCGGGAGUGAGUGCAGCACCCGGGCCGGCAGCGGCUGCCAAUGCAACACCGGCAGAAGAAGGGGAGACGAAACCGGCAGCAGCCGUAGCGGCCGCUCCGGCCGGAGAGGGGACGUCUGCUGCUCCAGUCUCCGCGGAGCCUGGCUCCGGAGAGGCCGAAAGCGGGGAUGCAAACUCGGUUGAUGUAAGUGGUGGCUUGGAGACAGAAUCCUCUAAUGGAAAAGAUACACUUGAAGGUGCUGGGGAUACUUCAGAGGUGAUGGAUACUCAGGCCGGCUCCGUGGAUGAAGAAAAUGGCCGUCAGUUGGGAGAGGUGGAGCUGCAGUGUGGAAUAUGUACCAAAUGGUUCACAGCAGACACCUUUGGCAUAGAUACCUCAUCCUGUCUACCAUUCAUGACCAACUACAGUUUCCACUGCAAUGUGUGCCAUCAUAGCGGGAACACCUAUUUCCUCCGGAAGCAAGCAAACUUGAAAGAAAUGUGCCUUAGUGCUUUGGCCAACCUAACGUGGCAGUCCCGAACACAAGAUGAGCAUCCAAAAACCAUGUUCUCCAAAGAUAAGGAUAUCAUACCGUUUAUUGAUAAAUACUGGGAAUGCAUGACGACCAGACAAAGACCUGGGAAAAUGACCUGGCCAAAUAACAUUGUGAAAACUAUGAGUAAAGAAAGAGAUGUGUUCUUAGUAAAGGAACACCCUGACCCAGGGAGUAAGGACCCAGAAGAAGAUUACCCCAAGUUUGGCCUACUGGACCAGGAUCUUAGUAACAUCGGUCCUGCUUAUGACAACCAAAAACAGAGUGGUGCUGUGUCUACCAGUGGGAAUCUAAAUGGUGACUCACUGAAAGUGAUCUGCCUUGUCUUCAAAGGAGGAAUCGCAGCAGGAAGCAGCGGGAAAGGCAGAGGAGCCAAGCGCAAACAGCAGGACGGCAGCACCGCGGGGACCACCAAGAAGGCCCGGAGUGACCCUUUGUUUUCUGCUCAGCGUCUUCCCCCUCAUGGCUACCCCUUGGAACACCCGUUUAACAAAGAUGGCUAUCGCUAUAUUCUAGCUGAGCCUGAUCCCCACGCCCCUGACCCUGAGAAGCUCGAACUCGACUGCUGGGCAGGAAAACCGAUUCCCGGAGACCUCUACAGAGCCUGCUUAUACGAGCGGGUUUUGUUAGCCCUCCAUGAUCGAGCUCCCCAGUUAAAGAUCUCCGAUGACCGGCUGACUGUGGUUGGCGAGAAGGGCUACUCUAUGGUUCGGGCUUCUCAUGGGGUUCGGAAAGGUGCCUGGUACUUUGAAAUCACAGUGGAUGAGAUGCCACCAGACACUGCGGCCAGACUGGGCUGGUCGCAGCCGUUAGGUAACCUUCAGGCUCCCUUAGGUUAUGAUAAAUUUAGUUAUUCUUGGCGGAGCAAAAAGGGAACCAAAUUCCACCAAUCCAUUGGCAAACACUACUCUUCUGGCUAUGGACAGGGAGACGUCCUGGGAUUUUAUAUCAAUCUUCCUGAAGAUACAGAGACAGCCAAGUCACUGCCCGAUACCUACAAAGAUAAGGCUUUAAUAAAGUUCAAGAGUUAUUUGUAUUUUGAAGAAAAAGACUUUGUGGAUAAAGCCGAGAAGAGCCUAAAGCAGACUCCUCACAGUGAGAUAAUUUUUUAUAAAAAUGGUGUCAAUCAAGGUGUGGCUUACAAAGACAUUUUUGAGGGGGUCUACUUUCCGGCCAUCUCCCUGUACAAGAGCUGCACGGUCUCCAUAAACUUUGGACCAUGCUUCAAGUACCCGCCAAAGGAUCUCACGUACCGCCCUAUGAGUGACAUGGGCUGGGGCGCCGUGGUGGAGCACACUCUGGCCGAUGUCUUGUAUCACGUGGAGACGGAAGUGGAUGGGAGGAGGAGCCCCCCGUGGGAGCCCUGA
Messenger RNA from Rangifer tarandus platyrhynchus (Svalbard reindeer), 1926 nucleotides. NCBI's taxonomy places the organism in Eukaryota, Metazoa, Chordata, Mammalia, Artiodactyla, Cervidae. The record is from the annotation of a GenBank genome assembly.